Molecule: messenger RNA, 1362 nt
Organism: Phyllostomus discolor (pale spear-nosed bat)
Lineage: Eukaryota; Metazoa; Chordata; Mammalia; Chiroptera; Phyllostomidae
Gene: SOX15
Product: SRY-box transcription factor 15
Exons: 2
Coding region: 519-1214 (231 amino acids)
Biological process (GO): cell differentiation; negative regulation of transcription by RNA polymerase II; anatomical structure morphogenesis
Molecular function (GO): DNA-binding transcription factor activity, RNA polymerase II-specific; RNA polymerase II cis-regulatory region sequence-specific DNA binding
Source: RefSeq, a predicted model, not a curated record
UCUGCCUAAGGAAGGAGGGGAUGUUGGCGCUCUCAAGGAGGCGUGGUCUGCUGGGAGUGUGUGGGGAGGAGUCAGUCCUUAAAAGCUGUUCCUGGCUCACCCACCAGCCACCGAAGCUGAGGGCAAGUGAGUGGUGUGCUGUGUGGGCUGUGCUGCCCCAUAGCCAAAAUACUCUACAGACUUGAGUGGAAAGUUUACGGCCUCCACCGAAGCCACAGGUAGGAGAAGCGGGACUGGGCGUGGCAUUGUACUACAAGGAAAGGAGAGCAACCUGCCGUGUACUGGUUACCGGACAGAUUUUGCACUCUAAUCUCCUUAAGUGUGUAAACUGGUAGGGAGCAGGGAUUCCAGAAUAAGGACUCUGAAUUUAGGGACAAUAUAUACUUUUUAAGGACACGAGUUUCUGUGAAACAACUCCAGACCAGGAAGACACUUCCACUUUAAGGGUACUAGGUUUGCGGAGCAACUUUUCGCUUUGGAGGAGAGGGCGUGUGGGUGCCCUGUUAAGGCUUCCCUCCAUGGAGCUACCCAGCCCCUCACAAGACCAAGCCUGGAGCCUGGAACCUCCAGCUCCCACAGCCCCUGCCUCCUCGUCCUCCAUCUCCCAGGAGCAGAACGCUGGGAGCCCCGUGGCUUCCGGGGGGCUUCCCCUGGAGAGGGUGAAACGCCCCAUGAACGCAUUCAUGGUGUGGAGCUCUGCUCAGCGCCGCCAGAUGGCGCAGCAAAACCCUAAGAUGCACAACUCGGAGAUCUCCAAGCGCCUGGGAGCGCAGUGGAAGCUGCUGGGCGAGGAUGAGAAGCGGCCCUUCGUGGAGGAGGCCAAGCGGCUGCGAGCCCGGCACCUGCGUGACUACCCCGACUACAAGUACCGGCCUCGUCGUAAGACCAAGAAUGCGAGCGCUGGGCUGCCCCACUUUGGCCAGGGAAGCAGCGGUGUGUCUGGCAACGGGCCAGUCUGGGGGCCUGGGUACACAACCACCCAGGGGAACAGAGGCUUUGGGUACCAGCCCCCUAACUACUCAACAUCCUACCUUCCUGGAGGUUACAGCUCUUCCCACUGUAAACCAGAGGCCUCAACGUGUUCCCUCCAUCAGAGUAACCCUAGGCUCCAGGGGGAGUUGCUCCCCUCCUAUAACCCCUACCUAUUCUCAGGCCCUCCCACUCCUUACAACCCUCCCCUCUCAGGGCCUCCCAUGCCCCUAGCCCACCUCUAACAAUCUAGACCUCCCAAGAAGGAAUCCAACCACCUUUUUCACUCAGAACCACCCCCUACUCCCAAAUUGCAAACCCUUCUUUUGCACUGUUGGACCACAGUUCAAAGGAGGCCUGUAGUCCUCCCCCUACAACAAAAGCCAGGAGGAA